Messenger RNA from Micropterus dolomieu (smallmouth bass), 2061 nucleotides. RefSeq names its product protein shisa-6 (gene shisa6a). The record is from RefSeq and is a predicted model, not a curated record. Gene Ontology annotation, biological process: regulation of AMPA receptor activity; regulation of short-term neuronal synaptic plasticity. Bases 1 to 1752 code for a protein of 583 amino acids. The transcript has 8 exons. Gene Ontology annotation, cellular component: postsynaptic membrane; dendritic spine membrane; postsynaptic density. NCBI's taxonomy places the organism in Eukaryota, Metazoa, Chordata, Actinopteri, Centrarchiformes, Centrarchidae.
AUGGGGAUAAAGCACCUUCUGCUUCUUUUGAUUUACUUAGACCCGCUGAAUGUCCUGUGCGCCGCCACCAACAAUAAAAAGAGCAAAACCCCGCCGAGGAGGAACCCAAAGGUGAAGGAGGUCAACGGCAGUACCACUGCGGUCCCGUUGGCCGCGGCCGUUCCGGGGAAGAUCACCCAGGUCCAGGCUCCCUCGGUCCAACACGACACCUGCCUGGGCUACUACGACGUGAGCGGGCAGUACGACAAAGAGUUCUCCUGCAACAACACCGACCACCGCUUCUGUUGCGGCUCCUGCUUCCUGCGCUUCUGCUGCGCGGACCGGGGGAAGCGGCUGGAGCAGAAGAGCUGCACCAACUACAACACGCCGGACUGGAUCAAAACCCAGCCCCCUUCACCGGCGCCAACAGGUGACACGUACGACCCAGAGCUGGACCAGACGAACACCACGGUGUACAUCACCUGCGGGGUCAUAGCGCUCAUCAUCGCCAUUGGGAUUUCUGCCAAAGUUGCCUAUGAUAAAGCCACCAAGCCCCCUCAGGAAAUGAAUGUGCACAGAGCCCUGGCAGACAUUCUGAGGCAACAAGGACCAGUUCCAAUUUCUCAGUAUGAUAAUGAAAACACUGCAGCAAUUGAUGGGUCGCCCAAAGACGAGACACCUGUCAGGACCUCGAAGAAUCAUUAUACACCUGUUCACACCAAGGCAUCAAACCACGGGCAUUAUGGGAAAGAAAACCUCCGCAGCGGAGGUCAAGACAUGCACAACUUCAUCUCCUCUGGGUUUGUGACACUCGGACGUGGCCACUUGAAAGCGCAGCACUCCAUAGACGAAUCGGGGCAGAUGUCCUGGCAGGGCGACCUGGACAUCCCCAUCUCCUACGGAAACCAUCACCACGACUACCAGCACAGCCACCUGGAUCUGACUGCGCUCACACCUAAGCUAGCCCACAGACAAAUGAGAUACGAGAGACCCCAGCGGAUGAACAACAUCCUGACCUCAGCCACGGAGCCCUACGACCUGUCCCUCUCCAGAUCCUUCCAGAACCUCAGCCAUCUGCCGCCCUCCUACGAGCUGGCCCUCAAGUCUGACUUAAGUAAAUACUCCUCCUCCCUCCACAGAUUAAGUGAUAAGGAUGUAGAUGAGUACUACACGAGGAAGCAUCAUCAUCCUGAUUUUGGUGGCCGGGGACCAACCCACAUGGUGAAGCUGAAUGCAGAUCCCCAGCAGCAUCAGCAACACCAGCAGCAUCAGCAUCAGCAGCGGCAGCGUCCCCGCCGAGUCCAGAGGGCCAUGUCCCAGGACCAUGUCCUGUCUCCUCCCAGGACACCGCGUCGAGGAGAUUACGGCUUAUCUUCGUAUGGUGUCAUGGCGGCCGCUGCAUACAGCAGCAGUCGCCACCUGUCAGACGAGCAGCUACUGUCAGCCGACCGCCUCCACUCCCAGGAUCCCUUGCUGUCCCCGGCGAUGAGGCGUGACAAGUUCCGGGAGAAGGCGAUGGCACGGGCAAUGUCUCACGCCGACAUGCUGCUGCCAAUCACGCCUGUCAUGGACCGCCACAAGAUGACCAAGAUGCACUCUCAACCCAGUGCCUCUAACGACUCCUACAACACGCUGACGGUCAACCAUCAAGCGAGCACGUCAAAGAGGCAGGCGUUUGCCUCACGACGAACACACACGGUGGACCACCUACAGUACAUUCCCGGCCACCACCACACAUACCGCACUGCCAGUAAGAACGAGGUAACUGUUUAACCGCAGAAUGGUCAGCUGAAGGGUUUCUGAGACACACCAAUGACGUCAAAAGAAAUCGCUCAUAUCAGCAAGUCUCCUAAGCAGAGGUGUUCUGUCCUCUUAUUUAAACAACCUCCUACAUUAAAACUCUUCCUGCUUUUUAGCACAAGCUUCCUGUGUCAUCCAGAUUUUGGGAAACUAGAAGCAACCCCGGCAAAGACACUUCUCUCUUAGAGCAUCAUAAGGGCUUUGCGCGUUGACACAAAGAGGGAUCCUUCAUGUUAGACGUUUGACAGCAAGAAGAAACUAUUUUUUAAAUUGGACAUGAGA